Messenger RNA from Mesitornis unicolor (brown roatelo), 1366 nucleotides. It is a transcript of the gene POFUT2, whose product is annotated as protein O-fucosyltransferase 2. The record is from RefSeq and is a predicted model, not a curated record. The transcript has 8 exons. The annotation marks the transcript as partial. Gene Ontology annotation, molecular function: peptide-O-fucosyltransferase activity. NCBI's taxonomy places the organism in Eukaryota, Metazoa, Chordata, Aves, Mesitornithiformes, Mesitornithidae. Gene Ontology annotation, biological process: protein O-linked glycosylation via fucose.
AUACCUUUUGUAUGAUGUAAAUCCCCCUGAAGGGUUUAACCUUCGCAGAGAUGUCUAUAUUCGCAUUGCUUCCCUUCUAAAAACCUUGCUGAAAAGUGAAAACUGGGUGUUAGUUCUGCCUCCUUGGGGACGUCUUUAUCACUGGCAGAGCCCCGACAUCCUUCAGGUCCGGAUCCCCUGGUCUGAGUUCUUCGAUCUCCCAAGCCUCAACCGGAACAUCCCUGUCAUUGAAUAUGAGCAGUUCCUUGCAGAGUCAGGUGGGCCCUUUAUUGAACAAAUUUAUGUCCUACAAGGCUACGCAGAAGGAUGGAAAGAAGGAACAUGGGAAGAAAAAAUAGAUGAAAGGCCAUGCAUUGAUCAGCUUAUGUACUCCAAAGACAAACAUGAUUACUACAGGGGAUGGUUCUGGGGUUACGAGGAAACACGGGGCCUAAACAUUUCUUGUUUGUCUGUCCAAGGAUCUGCCUCUAUUGUGGCUCCCAUCCUUCUGAAGAACACUUCAGCACAGUCAGUGAUGUUAGACAGAGCUGAAAACCUUCUUCAUGACCACUACGGAGGGAAAGAUUAUUGGAAUACCCGUCGGAGUAUGGUGUUUGCUAAACACCUCCGUGUAGUGGGAGAUGAGUUUAGAAACAAAUAUCUUCAAUCUACGGAUGAGGCGGACAGGACUCAUUACAAGGAGGACUGGACACAGAUGAAGGUUAAAAUGGGCACAGCUGUAGGUGGUCCAUACCUUGGGGUUCAUCUCAGAAGGAAAGACUUCGUCUGGGGUCACAGAGAAGACGUGCCUUCCCUACACGGAGCAGUAAAGAAAAUCCACAGUCUCUUGGAGAUGCAUAAACUUGAAAAAGUUUUUGUAGCCACGGAUGCUGUUGAGGAGGAGAUUGAAUUGCUCAAGAAACUGCUGCCUGAGAUGGUGAGGUUUGAACCCUCUUGGGAGGAGUUGGAAAUCUACAAAGAUGGGGGCUUGGCCGUGAUUGACCAGUGGAUCUGCGCACACGCACGGUAUUUUAUAGGCACCUCAGUUUCUACAUUUUCCUUCCGGAUCCAUGAGGAAAGGGAGAUCUUGGGAUUUGAUCCAAAAACAACUUACAACAGAUUUUGUGGUGAAAAAGAGAAAAACUGUGAGCAGCCAACUCACUGGAAAAUUGUAUAUUAAAAUACAGAGAAAUUAAAAGACUUCCAUACUGGUGAACUCAGUGAAGAAUAAGGAAAAACUACGAGGAAAUACCUCCGUUUGAUCAAACUACAACUCAGUCCUCUGUCCUCAGUGUUUCCUUGACACUUGGGUUUUGACGUACAAGCAAUGUUCACCUUCUUAGCCAGGCACUGAUGGGUGUGAGGAAAAUGGAGUCAGCCUGGGCUU